Molecule: messenger RNA, 2835 nt
Organism: Oncorhynchus mykiss (rainbow trout)
Lineage: Eukaryota; Metazoa; Chordata; Actinopteri; Salmoniformes; Salmonidae
Product: kelch-like protein 31
Cellular component (GO): nucleus
Molecular function (GO): protein binding
Source: RefSeq, a predicted model, not a curated record
GACCCUGAAUCACUCAAACACUGAACCACAGUCCACUGACAGACAGACAGCGGACAGAGGAAAGAGGAAGAGAGAGUAACCUGUGAGCGAAAAUCAACAAAGCGAAAGAAAGCCAAGAGAGAAACGAGGAAAGAUAAGGAAGAAGAGUGAGUGGAGAGAGAGAUCCUGUGUGCUGUCUCACUGAAACAAACCAACCCACCUACACACCGUGUCUGUCAAUCUGUCCUCUUCGAACCCCUUCUGUCAGCAGUAGGAAUACAUAGUUAACCCUCCAGCCAGUCUAAUCUGUCUGACUGUUCUUCAGUGUUUCGGUGGUUGUGUUCAUCAGUAAAGAAAGUCCACCUUAUCACAGUCGGUAAAGAGUCCGUUUUGUCAGUUUGUUGAUUAGUUGGUCCAUCAGCAAGUGAGUAAGAGUCCUCAUCCCUCAGUGCUUCAGUCAGCGCUCAAGAACCAAAACCUUUAAAACCAUACUGUCAAAGGAACCGUCGCCAUGGCCCCCAAGAAGAAGGCCAAUCGCACAAAGAAGAUUACCCCGGAGCCAGUCGUCUCCCAGGUAACCACUGUCACCACACAGAUGGCAGGAGGAGUGGUGGUGGUGGAAGGUGUGAAGAAGAUCGAGGAGAUGGCCGCACUGGACAUCGUACAGCUUAACCAUUUCAACCUCCCCCUGCCCCCUCCCGUCAUCAAGCCCGGAGAGAAGGGCCUGGGCCUGGGCUGUGAAGUGACCCGCCCCCUCCACGGAAACGCCCUGCUGGAGGAGGUGAGCCGCAUGCGCCAGGAGCGCUUCCUCACCGACCUGGAGCUGGCCUGUAAGACCAAGGCCUUUGACGUGCACAAGCUGGUCAUUUCCUCCGUCAGCCGGUACUUCCGGGAGAUCCUGGCCAAGGACCCCGGAAUGAAGCGUCUAGAGUUACCUUCACUCUCCCCCCUCGGCCUGGCCAACGUGAUCACCUUCGCCUACCUGGGCCGCGUCCACAUGUCCCUGUACACCAUCGGCUGCACUGUGUCCGCCGCUGCCACCCUACAGAUCCCCCAGUUGCUCCAGAUGUGCAUGGACUUCCUGCUGGCCGAGAUGAACGUGCAGACGUGCGUGUACGUGUGGAACAUCGCCGCCGCCUACGGUCUGUUUCCCGUGCGCGACGCGGCCCGCCGCUUUGUGCUGGAGAACUUUGUCGCGUUCACCGAGACGCCCCUGUUCAACCAGCUGACCCUGGAACAGAUCGCAGCCUUCCUCCAGGAAGACAGCCUGCUGCUGCCUUCUGAAGUCACCGCCUUCCAGUUGGCCAUGAAAUGGCUGGACUUCGACCCCAAGCGUCAGGUGCACGCCGCCGAACUGCUGUCCCACGUGCGCUUCGAGACCAUCCCUGCCAGCGAGCUGGUCAGCGAGAUCCAGCCUGUGGCGAGAAUGAUGAUGGACCCUCACUGCCACCGCUUGCUGGUGGACGCCAUGAACUACCACCUGCUGCCCUACCAGCAGAACACGCUGCAGUCUCGCCGCACGCAGGUGCGUGGCGGACAGGCCACCCUUCUGACUGUUGGGGGGCGUCCCUCCGUCACCGAGCGGGCACUGAGUAGAGUGGUGCUGUGGAGAGACCCACGUGAGGGUGUGGCCACCUGGCGCCACCUGUCCCAGCUGCCCGCUAAGAGCUUCAACCAGUGUGUGGCUGUGAUGGACGGCUUCCUGUACGUGGCCGGAGGAGAGGACCAGAACGAUGCACGCAACCAGGCCAAGCACGCUGUCAGCACCCUCAGCAGGUACGACCCUCGCUUCAACACCUGGCUGCAUCUGGCUAGCAUGCGCCAGCGCCGUACCCACUUCAGCCUGGUGGCCACUGGCGGGCGCCUGUAUGCCAUUGGCGGCCGCAACGUGGAGGGCCUGCUGGCCACCACCGAGAGCUACCUGCCCUCCUCCAACACCUGGCAGCUCAAGACACCCAUGGAGGUGCCACGUUGCUGCCACGCCAGUGCCGUGCUGCCCUCCGGAGACAUCCUGGUGACCGGCGGCUACAUCAACUGUGCCUACUCGCGCUCCGUGGCCUGCUACAACGUUGAGACGGACACCUGGAGUGAGAAGGCUAGCCUGGCGAGCCCCCGAGGAUGGCACUGCUCCUCCACCCUGGGAGGGAAGGUGUACGUGGUGGGUGGUAGCCAGCUGGGCCCCAGCGGAGACCGUGUGGACGUCCUGUCUAUGGAGGUGUUCUCCCCAGAGAACGGUGAGUGGAGCCGGGCCUCCCCCCUGCCCCUGGGCGUGAGCACGGCAGGCCUGUCGGCCCUCGGGGAACAGCUGUACCUGAUGGGUGGCUGGAACGAGGCCGAGAAGCGCUACAAGGCGGCCGUGCAGAAGUACACCCCGGCAACAGACAGCUGGUCCAUGGGGGAGGAUCUGCCCGAGGCCACUGUGGGUGUAUCCUGCUGCGCCCUGACCCUCCCACCCCGCCACACCCCCCGCAGGCAACAGCACCACAACACUCCAGCAACCAAGGAGGAGCAGCCACAGAGAAAGAGCCAUGUAGUCCCACAGCCCAUCACUGCCUGAGAGAUUUAGAAGAAGAGAGGUGAAGAGAGCGAAGGGAGGUUGAUAGAAGGGAGGAGGGACAGAGAGCAAGAAGUUGAGGAGAGGUAGGAACAGAGAGCUGUCGAUAGAGAAGCAGAGCCGUAGAACAGGAAAGAUGGAAGGGAUAACUAUUCACUUAUUCUAAAAUUGAUUACAUGUUUGUUAUCAUCAAUCUACACGCACUGCCCCAUAAUGACAAAGCAAAAAUAGGAUUUUAGACAUUUUUGCUAAUUUAUAAAAAAUGUAAUCUGAAAUAGCAGAUUUACAUAAGUAUUCAGACC